AUUUUUAAAGUUGUUGUUUUUUUCAAAUUCCUAUAAACACAACGGGAUUGAGCGUUCAAAUCGUCACAAUAAGAACAACUAUCUUAUUAGUUGAUUUGCUUAAGAAUUGGUUUUUUUCUUUAAAUUUCAACUAUUCCAAGAUGUUUUCAAAAAUUACUGUUACUAUCUAUCUGAUGCUUUUGUCAAUAAUAGCUUCCGAGAAAAUCAAAAUUCCAGAAACGGAACUUACUAUCAACUAUAUCAAAUACGGCAGUUCAGGAAAAACAAUUCUUUUGUUGACAGGAACUCUAUGUUGUAUACAAAUGGCUCAUUUGGAUUCGCAGCUGAAUUUUUUCGGAAAGGAAAACACCAUUAUUCAAAUGGAUUUACCUGGUUUCGGAGAUAGCUUACCUCGAAAAAGAGACUAUAGUUCAAAUUUCUACGAGACAGACGCAGAUAUAGUAGUCAAAUUCAUGGAAGCUUUAAAUAUCGGAGAGUACUUAUUAAUGGGAUUUGGUUACGGCGCUAACGUAGCUCUGUACGUUGCUGCUAAAGAUAUCAAGAAAAUCAAAAAAGUUGUCGUAUGGGGCGGCAAAGCAAAAAUAACAGAAGAAGUUUUGACAAAAGCAGAUAAAUUACGAGAUCCUCAAAACUGGACACAAGAUGUACUCAAAGUGAUGAAACAAAUUUACGAAGAAACAUACAUUGAAGAAGUAGCUAAUAAGUAUGCCGACGGUUUGUUAAGAUUGAAAAACGAAUUCGGAGAAGAAUUUUUCAAAGAUAAGUUAAAUUUUAUUGAAGCAUCUACUCUUGUAUUGCACGGUUCCAGUGAUGAUCACGUGUCUAUGGAACAUGCAGUCUAUAUCGCUAAGAAUGUUAAAGGAAGAACAGAAGUAAUUAAAAACGGUACACAUGAUUUGCAAGAAGCAGAAGAAUUUAAUUCUAUAGUUGCACACUUUUUAUUAGAAGAACAUUCUUAAAAGUCAACAAAAUUUCAUUGAUGCAUGAUUACUUGAUAUGUACACAUUAUAAUAUAAUACAUAUUAUGUAUUUUAUUUUAUUAUUGCAAUCAGUAAAUGAGUUAUAAAUAUCAUAA
Molecule: messenger RNA, 1075 nt
Organism: Daktulosphaira vitifoliae (grape phylloxera)
Lineage: Eukaryota; Metazoa; Arthropoda; Insecta; Hemiptera; Phylloxeridae
Exons: 5
Coding region: 141-959 (272 amino acids)
Source: RefSeq, a predicted model, not a curated record